Messenger RNA from Pocillopora meandrina, 7039 nucleotides. Lineage: Eukaryota; Metazoa; Cnidaria; Anthozoa; Scleractinia; Pocilloporidae. The record is from the annotation of a GenBank genome assembly.
AUGACAAUCUACACUGGGCUUUUGCUUCUUAUUCUUUAUGCUCCGUGUUAUUACAUGGAGAGCCCGAAUAGUGACUACAAUGAACCCUCCUCAAAUGUAGCGCAAGCAUUCGAGAAGCGGUGUCCACCUGGCCUGUGGUGUGGUAAAAAACGUAUGUUCUCAAGGGAGGCAUCAAAGCCAUCCGACCUUAUCGCCCAUGUUUUUGAAAAACGUUGCCCACCUGGAUUAUGGUGUGGUAAGAAGCGACAAGUGAAAGAUAGCAGUCAAAACAAAGCCAAAAAUUUUGGUGACGCUAACAAACUCGCCGACCAGUUUGCGAAGCGUUGUCCACCUGGCUUGUGGUGCGGGAAGAAGCGAGAGUUAUCCAGUCAGAAAGCAAUGUAUGCUGCGCCACUUCAAGAACAUGCUAAAGACACGUCGAUUGAGACCUUUGAAAAGCGCUGUCCUCCUGGAUUAUGGUGCGGCAAGAAGCGAGAGUUAUCCAGUCAGAAAGCAAUGAAUGCGGCACCACUACAGGAACAUGCUGGAGACUCGUCGAUUAGGACCUUUGAAAAGCGAUGUCCACCUGGCUUGUGGUGCGGGAAGAAGCGAGAGUUGUCCCAUCAGGAAGCAGUGAAUACUGCACCACUAGAGGAACAUGCUGAAGACUCGUCGAUUGAGACCUUUGAAAAGCGCUGUCCUCCUGGAUUAUGGUGCGGGAAGAAACGAAGUAUACCAAAAACCAUGGAGAAUGAAGGUGACUUUAUCAACGCCCUCGAAAAGCGUUGUCCGCCUGGCUUGUGGUGUGGGAAGAAGCGUACCACUACUGGAGAUAAUUUGAUUGGGUCCAACGAAGAAGAAGGGGAAUUGUCGCUGAAAACGUUUGAAAAGCGCUGUCCUCCUGGCUUGUGGUGCGGUAAGAAGCGAACAAUUGCCACCUCGGCGAGUACAAAGAAUCAACUGGACGUUUAACAAAUCAAGAGAAGUAGGAUCAACAGGAACAUUAUGAUGAGUAAUAUAAAGUUAUUAUUGAUGCAAUGAAACCAAUUGGACAUUUUGAUCGUAUGAACGCAACCGUUAAAAGUAAUGCCAUUUGAUAACUUUCAAGGAGUUUUCGAGUACCUCUGUAGGUGUUUACGAAUGCCUCAUUAAAAAAUGUUCUCCCUCCAACUGGCGUCCAUUGUUUUCAUCUGUAUUUCUUUGACUGUUUGUCUCUUUCUUUGUGUUUUUCUGUCUAUCUAUUGGUGGGUGUGUGUCAGUUCCUCUUCAGCAGACUUCAAUAUUAUUUACUGCGCUUCGGUACGAGAAUGAUUCCUUACUGCUCCAACUAUACCAGGAGACUGAUAAGCCGCCCUUCCAAUGAUCCUUGGAAAAAUUAAGUCAUCUAUUCCAAAUAUAAAUCGCAAUCUCUACCAAUUAUAGGAGAAUGUCUUCUAGACCAGAAUUUUCAUCUUCUCCCUUUACAAUCUACAUAUGUAUUGUGAUGUAUACUAUGUUCCUUUGUCGUAGGACAUGUGAGCCAUCUUAAUAGAAAAGGGUAAAGGAUGGAUGAAGCCGCCGAAGGUCCUUGUUGUGUUUCAAUACUAUGAAAGUGUUUUAUCACGACCUGUCAGGCCCGGCUCGCGCAAUCCCAUAGAAAACCAUUGCGAAAACUGACGUGUGAAGGGCGGGACGGGUUGACGUGAGCCGGUCCGGAAAAAGCCGUCCGGUCCCAGUGCACUUGUACGGCUUCAUUGGCAAAAAGAUACAUUGUUUGCUGUUAUUUAUGUAUAUGAGUGACAGCAGUGAACGAAAAGGAGAAAACAGGUAACGUUUUUCGAUGACUUAUGAUUUUCUCGUUCUGACUCGAAAAAAUAAAGGAAAAGUUUCUAGAAUCUUUUUUGUGGUUCUCCCGCGAACGCCAGCCAAUCGUGUCCUAUUUAAGUUAAGACAAACUUUUAGAAAUUUUUAAUAUUUAGUCAGAGGUCAUAUGAUAAAAUGCUUAUUGACUGUGUUAGGUCGAGCCUGGCUUUCGUUCAUGAAGCACGGACCUCGCCGUGCUCGGCUCGUACGUGCUGACCUUCAGCCAACUAUUUUCCCGUCUGGCCCUCCCACUCAGUCAAUAAGUAGAUAUUAUUGACAGUGGUUAACGUUACAAUAACUAAGAGAAGACAAAUUGUUUUUAUGGAAAUGAUGAUGAUGAUUAUCAUCGUAAUUAUCGUCAUUUUUUCAUCAUGAAACAGAGUAAAUGAAACUAAGUUAUACAUUCUGAGGGCCACCACGAAUGGAAUCGAUGAGGUGGAAAGAAAUCUUGGUGAAAAAUACGGCGUUCGAUAAUAAUUUAGGACGUGCAAAGCGACAAAAACAGAAAUUUCCGACCCUCUGCUAACUGGAUUAGGUCGUAAACAGUCAUCUAAGCGUACUCACCGCACCGUUUUAAAGCUUGUAUUUUUAAUAAUAUCGAAAGGAGACACCGCUGGUAAGAAGACACACAUUUUGACUUCCGCGCAUCUGGAAGUAAAAAAAAUCCCCUUGAGCGGUUAGUUCUAGAAAUUGAGUCGAAAAGGACCUUUUGUUCAUUUUAAUUUGAAUCGGACAACUAAUACUUCCUCCCAAACAACGCACUGUUGAGCUUAUUACCCUCAUGUAUUUGACUCCCCUGUCCCGACCAAAUCUCUCAAUAAAGUUUCGUGCGAAAUUAUGCGGUACAAAGAUAGGCCUUUGGAAACGAGUACUGUCUCAAUAUGGUGUUGUUAAUACCUCUGAGAGCAAGACUCAAGUUGCUGAAAAUUUUCAGACGAUUUUGAGGUUCCUUCAUUGAAAAAUACCCCUUUAUUCUCACAAGACAUUUCCAGAAGUUGGCGUUCGGUAGAAAUUAUCAUGUUAAAUUAGCUCUGAUUUCCAUCACAAUAGAAGAGGGCUUUUUGUUGAAGAGAUGAAAGGUGACAAAAACGAAAUCAAAACAUUGGGCUCGCGAGAAUAGAAACUCAAACAACCAAAAACGAACGACGGGAGAGAAGAUCAAAUUUUGUUUUUGAGGGGUGUCUCUCGUGUACAAAUUUGGUUGAAAAGACAAAACUCAAAGACAGCUGAAACACCAGACAAGCAGACUGGAGGUGACUUAGGCUGUUUCCUCCUUGUACGUAGAACUUUCCUUAGUAAAAAAUAAAAUUUUCUCAAAUUUAAUAUUUUGCUCCGUGAAAUUUUUUACGUUUACUGAGAAAAUUAAGUGAUAUGGAGAAACACCUUAAAGCUUUGAAGUAAGACUUGUCAUAAGAAUCAGGGCAUUCAUUCUAAUUUUUUUCAUUUCUCUAAACACAGGUUAUCAGGUUAUUACACAUCCUUAAACGGAAAUCGCUUAGAGUGUCCUCUUUAUCACAAAAGGCUGAAGUGCUACUUCCUGGCUGUCAACGUCUUUUGAUGAAAAAUCACAAACAGAUGAAACGAUUCGAGCCGAAUACAUUUGCGAACUAAAAAUUGUCUGGUCUUAUUCCCCACUCCUAAAUUGUAACUCCAAGUGAGUAAGAUUUAUUGAUGAAAUUACAUGAUUAGAACCUUUAGAAAACUAACAAACUUGACAAUGUCGAAGAUUUUGCAAAGAUAGGUAUUCCGAAAAAUAUGAGGUUUUACACCACCCUGAUAGUGCCUUGGAGUUUCACCUUUUAGUCUCAUUUAAGUAUAUAUUGUAAACUAAAAAUUGCGUGAGGAAAGGAAAAUCUAGAUGGCAAGAUAGGAGAAUGUUGCAAACAUUCAAUAUCAAUUCCAAAAAAAACUGAAAAAUUUUUCUCAGGGUGAAAAAUUACAGCAUACUUACCGAAAAUAAUCCAAAAUAGCGCUGGAAUAUAUUUUAGCUAUCAGAAAAAGAACUGCCGAUGCAAUGAAUGUUUAAUGAACGUUUUAGUCUUAUUCUCACUGUUCCCAGAUGGAGAGAUUAGUCUUAAGUGCAGGCAUAGUAUCUCACUCGCAGAGAUCGUAGGAGUAAUUUAAACUGCAAGACAUCUUUGAUGAAUGACAAAAGAAAAAUAUUGGGAUAUUUUUUCCCACAAGGAACCUAGUAACAAAGCAGAAUGUAGCCUUAAUUAACAGCUUUGUUAACAAGACAAAGGCAUUUCACAACAGCAACCUCUCGCCGGUUAUUUUUUUCUUUCUGCCGCCUUUGCAUUUGAAGUUUAACAACCUCAUGAUGUUUUCCCCUACACUGGUAUUCAGAUAAUAAACAGCGGGCGUCAAAAACCGAGCUCCUUACCCUAAGGCACAAACAACAGCUGUAUAAACAAGCUACCUGAGGCACGAACUGUUUCACUCAACCAGAAAAUAGUUCAAUGUUUUCAGUUGCUUGCAUCUUGUAACUAAAAAAUGGUUAUUUCAACAUCAGAUUACCAUAAAAAUAAAUUGAGGUAGAACGUUAUUUCGGGAUAGCUGUUUCUCGUCGUUACCACUUUUUGGGCUAAUUAAUAGAUUUAAUUGUUCUCCAUCGGGAGAACCACGCUCGAGUCUUUGUAUUAAGAUAACACAAAGGAGAACAGUUUUUUGCACCUGCUAAUGUUUUAAACUAAUGCAAAACUUGGAAUUAUAUGAGAAGCCUACUCUGCUUUAAGAGUGAUCUUCCGAAAGCAGUAAACUAUUAGCUUCCUUCCUCCCUUCGUCUCUUUCCUGUCUCUGAGAUGUGUGGGUACAUUGUCAAUUGACGUGCAUUGAUGUUUCCUUUUCUCAUAACCUAAACGCUCGAGAAAUAAGUUUUAAAAGUUUAAUUAAGUAAAGUUAUAAUAAUCGACAUUUAUUAGUUGUUGCAAUAUGUAACUACGUCAGGCGAAAAAUCUUUUAAGAAGAAAUAAUUAGAGCGACAUUAUUAAUGGACGUUCUAAAUAAGUGCGGUUGAUUACGAGAUAUGGUGACAAUUUCAGCAGUGUCACUUGAGAGAUUCUGCCAGCAUGUAAAGCUGACAAAGAAUAUUCUCCGAAAGUCGUCUUUGAAUCUCAGAAUUUCUUUUAAAAUCUUUAAAAUGUUUUGGUUAAAAUAUACAAAUUUUUACUCCAAAUAUAAUCAAUUUUUUACGUUUUGAUCCUAAGCUAAAUUUGCAGUUCAUUAGAAGUUGUGAUGCAUCAACUCUAAUAAAAUAAAAAUCCCCAAUGGAGACAAAAAAAUCAAAUCUGAGUAGAAGAACGUUCUUCCUCUCUCAGAUGCUCUUACCCAAUUUGGCCUCCAACGCACAUGGGUUUAACGAGUAGGACACUACGUUUGAACAAAUAAAAUACACCACAGUUCUUUUUUAUCUAACGGGGCGGAGACAAUCUUUUCCUCAAUCAUUUGCGGGUUUUCAAAAAUUAGAGAGAGUAAGAGCCGAAUUGAAGAUUAGUUAUAUUGUUUUAACAAAGAAAAGCCGAUUACAGGUUAAUUCUAUCAAAACUGGCAAGAUUCGUGGGCUAUAGGAAAUGUAACACAAGCAGCGAACAGGUGAAAAUAGGUAAUUAAACAGUUUGGCGUUUUCCGGGAUUCUCUUAGUAUAAAAGAAGACAUUUGAGACUUCUGGCUGUUAGAAACGUCUUUCAAACUUUAUCGAGAAAGCAUCGCUUUUUAGAUUUUGAGGCAUUUGUUUGGCAUUCUUCGACUAAAAGGCAAAUUUCCAAAGGUGUUCAAGACUUUGUUCGACAAGAUGACAGUGCUCAUCUCAGGAAGUAUUAUGUUGUUUCUCCUCGUUUGUCAAGUUCAUAAGGCAGGAGGGGUAAAAAAUGCGGAAAUCAAUACUCGAAGCGAUUUCCAGAAGCGACUAGAUGCUAUUUCUGAAAUAAUAUCUCGAAAUCCGGGCAAUUUUGAUAAGUGGCCGAAAACAUUUCAACCAGGGAUUCCAAAGCGUAGAAAUGGACUUAAUAGCGAUGGUACACCGAGUACGAGCAAGAAUGAAGAGAAAACUCGUCAUGUAAGAAUGAACUACCCCCAAAAAAUCCAUACCAAAGUUCAAAACCAAGCGACGAAGGAGACUAAAGGCAGAUUUGAAUCGCUUAGUGGCUUUCAAAGGAUUUCUAAAGCCGCCGUUCAGAAGUCUCCUUGUCCUGCAGAGAAUCCUGCGUGCGAAAGAAAAAGAACCGUACUACCAGCAGGAAGAAUUUCCUAUCAGUGUCCUACUGGUUUGUGGUGUGCUAAGAAACGGAAUUAUCGAUUAAGGGUAGUUACAGAUCCCGGAGAGCCACGGGUCAAAAGAAGCAAGCGAAUUCCAUCAAACGAUCACAAACGAGCACGAAUAGAAAAAGAAACGACCGAAAAUUUUGAAAUCAUGCCACAAACACCUAGGCGAUGUACUUCUGAGUUGGGUUGCUCUGAAAGCCAUGGCGAAAAGGAGCAGGAUGAAUCAUCCAACAGGUUAUUACAAGGGCAUAUACCAGACCAAGGUAAGAGACAGUGCCCUGUUGGGUUAUGGUGUUCAUCUAAACGAGAAGCUGGCUUCGAAAACUCUGAAACCUUAAAGAAAUGCCCUCCUGGUUUAUGGUGUAAACGUAACGAGAUCCAUCUUGGACAAUACUUUAAUUCAAAACGAGCGAGUAUGAAAGACGGUCGCCAGUGUCCAACAGGUUUGUGGUGUUCAAGGAAAAGAGAAAAUGGAUAUGCGAAUUUUGAGACCAUGAGCGAUUGCCCACCCGGCUUAUGGUGCAAGAGAGAUAAGAUCAUGCCUGUUGAAAUGGAUAUUGCAAAGAGAGAGCUCGAGUAUGAAAACUCAGAGACAUUGAGAAAUUGUCCUCCGGGAUUAUGGUGCAAGAAAAACACGAUUGACGACAUCAUAAAAGUGCGAAACGUUAAAGUGAGCUGUCCAACCGGAUUUCGGUGUUCGUUCAAGAGGUAUAUGGGUUAUGAGAAUUCUGACACUCUUGAGAAGUGUCCUCCAGGCUCCGAGUGCAGACGCAGUGAACAAAGAGACAGCGACGGUUCCACUGAGCAGGACUGUCCUCCCGGUCUGUGGUGCAAGCGAAACGGAGGUAAAAUUCGGGAAGCCACAAAUCAGAGCGUUGAUUGCGCGGACGUCUCCUGGUGUUUACUUAAGCGAAAGCUAGGUAUUGAGAAUAAAGAUUCUCUGGUCAAAUCUAAAUAG